Messenger RNA from Gasterosteus aculeatus aculeatus (three-spined stickleback), 2291 nucleotides. The record is from RefSeq and is a predicted model, not a curated record. Lineage: Eukaryota; Metazoa; Chordata; Actinopteri; Perciformes; Gasterosteidae.
CCACCUGCUGCAGUCAUCUUGGGUUAGAUAGUCAUUGAGCUAACAUGUGAGCUGUUGUCUUUACAGGUAACGUUACACCUCUUAAUACGUUUCAGUUAGGCCUGAAUUAAAGACAAACGGUUAGAAUAUAUUAACGAACAUCAGUCUUUGACAGUUCCGGCUUUUGAAAACGGGCUAACGUUUGAAGGUAAUACAUUAGCAUGUCCUCUGUCAGCCCCUGUCAGAACUACAAGUCUCAGUAGACGUUUGCAGGGCAGCAGAUAACUCAACUUACAGCACGACAUGGCUGCGUGCAAAAGCUUGCUUCACUUUGUCAAGCACCGGAGCUUAUGGACGCACGUUCGGAGGAAUGUCACGACGUGGUCGCCUGUUGGAGCUGCUUUCAAUGCAAAACAUCACAAACGACUGAACGUGUUGGAGAAAAACGUGGGUUUGUUUGGGGUGCCAGAGCUCAGCUGUCCUGCAGGCUUCAAGGCUGCCACAGAAACCGCUCUGAAGAACACACAGCGUCUGGUGGACAGAGCCUGUUCCGGUCCUCCUGGAGUCCAGACCGUCGAGUCCUUCGACCAACUCUCUGAUACUUUGUGCAAAGUGGCCGAUCUGGCGGACUUUAUUAAAGUGGCCCAUCCAGAUCCGGUGUUUCGCGAGGCCGCAGAGAAGGCCUGCAUAGAGAUCGGCACAGUCGUGGAGAAGCUGAACACCAAUGUUGAUCUGUGCAAGAGCCUAAAAAUAUUGCUUGAGAACCCGGAGAUUGUGGCUCAGUUGGACCCUGAUACGAGACGAGUGGCGGAGCUGUUUCUGUUCGACUUUGAAAUCAGUGGAAUUCAUCUGGAUGACAAACUGAGGAAAGAGGCGGUCGCCCUCCACGUAAAGCUGUUGGAUCUGAACAACGAGUUUCUGGUCGGCUCUCACCAGCCGAACAGAAUCGCGAGGUCGGCCAUUCCCGAACAUCUGCACCUGCACUUUGCAGACGAAGGAAGCUUCAUUCAAGUUGGGGGAUUACACGCAGAUUCCCCCGAUGACUUGGUGCGAGAAAUCGCCUACAGGAUUUUCCUCUACCCGAAUGCCGAUCUGAUGGAGUGCCUGGAAGAGCUGCUGAAGUGCAGAUACAAACUGGCCACUCUGGUGGGCUACGAGUCGUACGGACACCGAGCCCUGAAGGGAACCAUGGCCAAGACGCCAGAGACGGUGAUGAGCUUCCUCCAGUUGUUAACAGACAAGCUGUCGGACAGAACGGCCAAAGACUUCACGAUGCUGAGGAACAUGAAGAAAAAACUCAACCCCCAAAAUUCUGAGCUCAUGCCGUGGGAUCAUCCGUACCUCAGUGGGGUCUUGCGUGCCGAAAGAAAGAUCCAGUACAGAGAUAAGAGGAACUUAGACAGACGGGACGAGGAACAAAAUGUGAGCGAGGCCCUGGGGACGUCAGUGCCUCCAAACGUUCUGCAGAGGUUCGUCGGAAACAGCCCUCCUUCUACGAGCUAUACGCCGGGGUACCCUCAUUCCGCCCGCCACGCCAGAUCCAUCCUCAUGGAGUACUUUGCCACCGACUACCGUGUGGUCAGGCGGUUUGCACGCCACUACGAAACCGGACAGCCUCUCCCGGAGACGAUGGUGGCUCGUCUGUGUGAGUCCAAGAAGGUGUGCGGCGCCGCGGACACACAGCUGCAGAUCUUCUACGCCGUCCUGGACCAGAUCUACCACAGCCAGCCCCAGAACCGCAGCACCACCGACGUCCUGAAGGAGAUGCAGCAGAAGUUCUACGGCUUGCCUUAUACGCCCAACACGGCGUGGCAGCUGAGAUUCAGCCACCUGAUUGGCUACGGGGCCAAGUACUACUCCUACCUCAUGUCCCGCGCCGUGGCCUCCAUGGUGUGGAAGCAGUGCUUCGUCCAGGACCCUUUAAACAGGGACAUGGGGGAGCGCUACCGCCGGCAGAUGCUGGCCCACGGAGGAGCCAAGGAGCCCAUGCUGAUGGUGGAAGGGAUGCUGCAGAGACGGCCCACCAUGGAGGACUUUGUGGAUGCGUUGGUGUCCGAGCUGAACCCCAACUUUGAAACCUUCAUCAUGGACUCCGAAAGCUGAAGAUCUCUCCGUCGCCAUGGAAACUGACGUGACCCUUUUUUUACAAGGCAUCUUUACUUUUGUCUGUAAAUAAACAUCGCCGGGCUCUUAAAGUCACAUUGACUUGUUUUGAUAAAGUUUGUUAAUUUUGCUGUUUUAAAUAAUGAUACAUUAAUGUUGUAAGAGUUUAAGUUGCUUCGUAAAUAAAAAGAGGAAUAUUAUGAACUGCA